This is a messenger RNA of Caenorhabditis briggsae, 912 nucleotides long. The coding region runs from base 1 to 912 and encodes 303 amino acids. The record is from RefSeq and is a predicted model, not a curated record. The transcript is spliced from 4 exons. Lineage: Eukaryota; Metazoa; Nematoda; Chromadorea; Rhabditida; Rhabditidae.
AUGUUGGUCAUCGUCUGUUUUCUUCUGACUUUUCAACUAUAUUCUAUUGAAUGUUUUAGCACUGAAAAUGACGAUGACUCAUGGAAAGAGCUCUCAUUUUCAUUACGGACAGAUGGUAACGGAACCAUGAAAAGUGCCCAUAUUCAAUGGACGGAUCGUUUUGAUGAUUCAUUCGCUUAUGCCUAUACAAACGAGAAUAGAUCGGAUCUGAAGUUUUUGUACGAUAAACCUCGUCCUGAACUUUUCGUAACUAACAAAUUCAUACUGGAAGCAUUCACCCAAUUUCUUGAUUUCUUUCAAAAUAGGACAAAGAUUGGCAGAGUUACCGUGUCGAUUCCCUCAAUGACAGACGACCUCAAAAAAGUGACAACGAGAAAAAACAAAUACGGACAGAAACCAGAAAUUGAUUAUUUUCGAUUCAACUCUUACGACUAUUUUCUCUAUACUGAAUUCCUGAGACUAUCUUCUGGAAUUCCAAAGUCACUGAAAAUCUCGUUUUUCUAUUUUCCCGAGAGAACAGAAAAAGUACUGAAUGGAUCAAUUUUGUACCAUCCAAAAGUAAGAAAAAUAACUGAAUUGGAUCUUCGAACUGUGGAAAGUGAUGUCAGUGACAAUGCUCUGCAUCAGUUGGAAUGUGAAUCAAUUACAGUCCGAUCUUCAACUAUAACCAAUUCUGGGAUCAACAAAAUUCUAAAGGAAUGGCAAGAUGGAUUACGAUCUACUCGUUAUCUGAAAGUGGUCAGUGAUGACGUACAGAAGGCAGAGAUAAUGGAUGGAGUAUCUAAAAGAACAUUGCAACGUGGCGUCUGGGAAAUCAAGAAUCGCUUCAACGUCUCAGCUACAGUAACCGUCAGUCGGGUCCCAACAAAUCUCUACGACUCAAAACCGACGUUUGAAUUCGCCGUUUCCUAA